AUGAUAGAAAUAAGUCAAUGUAUAAUUUCAUAUUGCAUACAGCCGGAUGAACACCUAUAACCCGAAAUCGUAGGGACUCAAACAUUUCGAAAUAGCGAUAUUUCGGAUUAACAAUUUUCAUAUUUUGGUUUAGGUGAUCUUUUGUUUACAUGUUUGUUGAAUUAUUGUUUAAUAACUCACACAUAUUUAGUUAUCAUACUUCUUUAUUCUUUAUCAAAACGUCAUUAAACAUUUAAAACAAAAUGACAGCACAUGUAUGUAUAUCGUAUCUACCCGGGUUGGUUACCGAGCCCUUCUCCGGAUUGUUCGGAAGUGGGUCGAGUGAACAAUGCGGUGUUCGAAUCUGAUGAGACAUUUUCGAAUGGUAUAAAUAACCCAAAUGAAUCGCUCAUUUUCUGACAUCGAUGUUUGUAACAUACGCGUUCUCAAUGUCAUUCUUUAACAAGCUCUAAUUAUACAUUGACUUAUUACUAUCAUUAUUAUUUUUAUUAUUAUUAUUAUCAUUAUUAUUAUUAUUAUUAUUAUUAUUAUUAUUAUUAAUAAUGAUAAUAAUAAUAAUAAAAAUAAUAAUGAAAAUAAUAAUGAUAGUAAUAAGUCAAUGUAUAGAUAACAUUUGUCCAUUGUCACCUCAAUCCGAUGCCCAAGUGGAUUCGCAGUAUGGUGUGACAAACUGUGAGAUGAUCGAGUUCGAAAUAAGGAUUGAUAAAAUGGUGCGAAAUACCAAAAUUGGGACCGUAAUUUUUACCUCGAAAUAUUAUUUCUGAAUAGCGAUUUCGUAUUAUAGAUUAAAAAUUGAGUUAAACAAAAAAUGAGUAAAAUCGGGACCGAAAAUUAAUUUCGAAAUAGCGAUAAUUUCGGAUAAACGGUUUUCGGAAAAGCGGUGUUCAACUGCUUUUUUUCUUAAAGUUCAUAAAAUAAUUUCAAAGUUAUUACCCAUGUCACAGUUACUCGUGUCCAUUGCAAUAAUAUCUUCCAAGGUAUAUUUUCUCUCCGAACUAGGAACGUAAUCGUCUAGGGUACUCCUAAAGGUUCCUCUCGCACAUCGGAUACAUUCCUCGAGUUUUUCGAGAAAAAUCAGGCCGGCAGUCCUGUACAUACUUCACAUUACGGAAAUCGUUUUAAGGUUGUACUCUAUAGAAAUUGUUCCCUAACACGAAGUUGGACAUGUUUUUUUUAUAUUGAAGUUGCAAAACACAACUUGCAUUGUUUCAUUUUACCAGUUUUAGAUUAUUCAUGUGUUUUGCGACCUCUAUAUUAAACGGUCUUCACAUAAUACAGUCCGACAACCGACAGUAAAAUUAGAUUUUCAAAUAUUACGAAUGGGUGAAGGAACACUGAAUUGACCCUAAAUCAUGCCAAAAAUUUGAAGAAAAACAGUAUUGUGAUAUCCUUAGUGUCGUUAUCAGAUUGGUCAUCGGCGCCUUAAAUCUUGGCCAUAACUCAUCAAUAAAACACAAUAGACAAGCGUUCGCUCGGUGUACUCUUGUUUAUUCUAGCAUUGCGAAUAUCACAGGUAGUACGUGAGAGACUCAGUCGCUCUGAGUCUGAACACUUCUUUUACAAAUAACAAACACCUUUGCCGGGGCAGGACAUGCGAUUUAUUGCUUGAAACAGCGUGAGCAGUUCACUGGUAUAAUACGUACAACAUCGUUACAAUAAUAUACAUCUGAUCAAAUCGUUUUCUACGAACUAUUUGCUUACAAUUAAAGCGUUCUGUUAAACAACAAACUAUAUGAAAAGAUAUCAUGGGUCAGAUUAAAAACCAGAGAUAAACUUCGCCCCAACAAUAGAGUGUAAAAUGCUCUGGAAAACUGUUCCCACUAUAUCUUAAGACUUGCGAAAUAAUAUACUUAACAUACCACAUACAAUAUGCGAGUAUUAUUGUGUCAUGCUUUAAGACAACAUUGCCAUAUAUCUGUACAUUUCUCUUACAAAAUCAUAUCUAAUAUUGUAAAACAACAUAAAAUUUGAACCUGAUUGCCUGAAAAGUUGACCGUUCAGAUCGCUGUCGAGCAUAGAACUAAUCGCCACGACCAUUAUCCCGCCUAAACCGCCGACCAAUAGCCAUUGGUCACCUGACUUUUACACCCGAUUAAACCGCGCACUAAUAUUUGCGCGCCAAAAUGUUAAGACAAAAGUUCUGCGCUAUACUACGUAACGCACAGAACUAGUAAAUAUGUUUUCGUACACCAGAGUGAUGAUGCUAUGCGUACCACAGAUUUGAUUUAUCAUUAUUAAAGCUCUGGUGAAUGCGAAUGCGCUAAAUAAGGAUUGCGUGUUUUAUUGUGAGAUGAGCCGCGCUCAGAUAUAUAAAUCAUCGUAGUUUCUGCCUUGAAAAAGUAGAGAUAUAUACACUUUUUUACAUUUUAAUUGAUACAUUUGCAAGUGUUAAUAUACUUUUUAAUAUCAACUGUAUUACAAAUAAACACACAUUUGUUUUUCAAAGACACAAAACAUGCCAUAAAUUAAUUUAUCAAAUGUGAUAUAGCGUAUUGUCCGUCGGGUCGGAUGAUUAACGCUGACUUUAAAGGCUGCAUACCGUGUCCUAUUGGGAUGUACAAGGACAAUACAUUGGAUAUUUUUUCGUCUGAAUGCACGCCAUGCCCAGACGGUUCAGCAACACAAAAUGUCGGAGCUACCCAAGCUAGCCAAUGCACCAGUCAGGAAGAGCAAAGCAGCCUUGCUGUUAUCAUAGGUACUUCCGUCGCUGGUGGAUUAUUGCUGAUGGUUGUCGUGGCCUUCUUGAUUUACCGACGCAGAAAAAGGAACGAGAAGUUACCGGAAGAAGGACGUUCCGACAGGACUGAUACUUCUAAUUCAAUGAACGUCUAUGAUCUACCGCAGGACGGAGAAAAUGACAUACCGACUAGAAAAAAUGAAUAUGACGUCAUACCUGCCGACGUAAACGUUUAUAUGACAGUUACCGAAGAUGCUCAAACAAGUACUGGAACGAACGAAAGCGGUAUACAUGUUCAAAAUACUGAUACUUCCACUUCAGAAAGAAAUAUCUACUCUGAACUAGACGUGAACAGUUUAAAUGACAAAGACAAAGAUUAUCUUCGUCAGUACUCGCAUGAUUCCCAUGGGUAUCUGGCUCCAAUACAACAUGGGAACAUAUCCCACAACAGAAACGAAGAAGGGCGCAAUAGUACAUCAUUUUUGUAAAUAAGUGUAGUUCCAUCACUAUACAAAUGAGACCAAGGCUGUCAAAAUGGAUGGUAUGCUGCUUUUGAAAAUAGCGUUCAUGAAAUUGACUAUAUUACAUGGCUUGUAUGUAUCAUAAUUCUAUUUCGUCUGAUAUAAUGGGUGAUGAGCAGUAUGCAGAGUUUAUACUAUGUUUCCAAAGAAGCAUAAACGGUUGUCCAUAAUAAUGGAAUACAUUAAAUAAGUAAAAUAACACAAAUGUAUAUAUAUAUCAUAACAUGACAUAUACCUAAAGUAUUUAGUAUUUUACCUUAAGUAUUUUAUUAUAAUC
Molecule: messenger RNA, 3475 nt
Organism: Mya arenaria
Lineage: Eukaryota; Metazoa; Mollusca; Bivalvia; Myida; Myidae
Exons: 4
Coding region: 2509-3165 (218 amino acids)
Source: RefSeq, a predicted model, not a curated record